Lathyrus oleraceus (garden pea) is the source of this 495-nucleotide messenger RNA. RefSeq lists its product as uncharacterized. Lineage: Eukaryota; Viridiplantae; Streptophyta; Magnoliopsida; Fabales; Fabaceae. The coding region runs from base 1 to 495 and encodes 164 amino acids. Gene Ontology annotation, molecular function: aspartic-type endopeptidase activity. The transcript has a single exon. Gene Ontology annotation, biological process: proteolysis. The record is from RefSeq and is a predicted model, not a curated record.
AUGCCCAUAUAUGCCAAAUUCGUGAAAGACAUCAUCUCCAAAAAGCGCUCCACAAAUAUAGACCUGAUCAUCCUGACUGAAACAUGUAGUGCCAUUCUCCAAGGUAUGAAAAUUCCGGUGAAAAAGAAAGAUAGGGGAUCGGUUACUAUUCCUUGCACUAUUAGUGAUAGAAAAUUCAAGAAGGCUCUAAUUGAUUUGGGAGCUAGUGUGAGUUUGAUGCCAUUGUCCAUCUACAAAAAAAUAGGACUUGGCAUCAUUCAAGACACUAGGAUGACGCUUCAGUUUGUCGAUCGCUCUGUUAGGCGACCUUAUCGAAUAAUGGAAGAUGUUAUGGUAAAGAUAAAUAAGUUUGUAUUUCUGGUUGACUUUGUCAUUCUGGAGAUGCCUGAAGAUGAGGAGAUUCCUCUCAUAUUGGGCAGACCAUUUUUAGAUACAAGACGGUGCAUGAUAGACAUAAAGGAAGGAACAAUGACUCUCAAAGUCUAUGACGAAUAA